AUGCCCGGUACACCCGAAGCGAAGACGGUGUUCCUUAGAGCCCCGCAGUUCGCGGUCGUGGGCGCGUCCAAGGAUCAGACCAAGUACGGCACAAAGGUCUUACAAUGGUACCUAGCUCGAGACAAGACCGUGACUCCGGUCCAUCCUAAAGAGGAUGAGCUUGAGGGAGUCAAGGCGGUCCGCGCCCUGGCAGACCUCCCUGACCCAUCUCAUACCUCAGUCAGCAUCAUCACCAACCCAAAGAUCACCUUGGGCCUUCUCGAGCAGGCAAAGGCGCUGGAUAUUCCCUCCGUCUGGCUCCAGCCAGGCGCAGAAGACGAGACCGUCAUACAGUUCAUCAAGGAGAACGGCCUCGAGGACAGGGCCAUCUACGGCGGCCCGUGCGUCCUCGUAGAGGGUGACGGCAUCCUGAAGAGCGUGUUGUAA
Messenger RNA from Postia placenta MAD-698-R-SB12, 426 nucleotides. RefSeq lists its product as hypothetical. NCBI's taxonomy places the organism in Eukaryota, Fungi, Basidiomycota, Agaricomycetes, Polyporales, Adustoporiaceae. The coding region runs from base 1 to 426 and encodes 141 amino acids. The record is from RefSeq and is a predicted model, not a curated record. The transcript is spliced from 4 exons.